AUGGCGACCAGCGGCGAUCGCGGGGAGGGGUGGCUGGUGGGAGCCAUCGACCAGGGCACGACGAGCACGCGCUUCUUCCUUUACGAUGAGCAUUUACGAGUUGUCGCGUCGCACCAAAUGGAAUUCGAGCAGAUUCAACCUCAAGCGGGCUGGGUGGAGCACGACCCCAUGCUGAUUCUCUCCACGGUCCGCCAGUGCAUGGAGGGAGCCAUGGCAGCAGCGCGGAGCAAGGGUGUGCACGUGGGGCCGGACUCAGUCAAGGCGGUGGGGCUGACCAAUCAGAGAGAGACAACUGUCGUGUGGCGCAGGAGCACGGGCGAGCCUCUCUACAACGCCAUAGUGUGGAUGGACGUGCGCACGAGUGCUGUGUGCCAGCGGUUGGAGCAGCAGCUUUCAGGCGGUCGGGACGAGUGGAGGGGGGUGACGGGGCUGCCACUCAGCACCUACUUCAGCGCCCUCAAGCUGACGUGGCUUCUGGAGGAGGUGCCAGCUGUCAGGCAGGCAGUGGAGGAAGGCGAUGCGCUGUUUGGCACCAUUGACACGUGGCUCAUCUGGAACCUGACAGGUGGCGCUCUUAGAAUGUGGUGCCCGCCACGUGACGGACAGCAGCAAUGCCUCGCGCACACUGCUCAUGGACCUCAGUCCCUUACCCUCCCCUCUCCCCCCCUUCUUCUUCACACCAUCCCUUCACUCACCCCCCCUACAGGCGGUGCCCGCCACGUGACAGACAGCAGCAACGCCUCCCGCACGCUGCUCAUGGACCUCAGGGCGCUGCAGUGGAGCCAACCCAUUCUCGACGCUCUGAACAUUCCCAGAAGCAUCCUCCCCAGCAUCAUUUCCAGCGCUGGUGAGUGGGCUGCUGGAGCACAUCGCUCCUGUAGCCUGGCACUGGCAGGGGUGCCGCUGUCGGGCUGUCUGGGCGACCAGCACGCCGCCAUGCUGGGGCAGCGGUGCUCUCAGGGACAGGCCAAGGCGACCUUCGGCACAGGGUGCUUCAUGCUGCUCAACACAGGACCGCAGGUGUGCACAUCUCAGCACGGCCUGCUCAGUACAGUGGCUUUCCAACUGGGGAGAAAGGAAGAGGGAAGAGGAAGGGAAGUCAGAGGGGAGGCAGGCGGAGUGGGCAGCAGAAGCGGGGCAGAUGCAGCAGAAUGUGCAGAAGAAGCCAACAGUCGCAUGGGCAGAAGUGCAAGUGGCGGCAGUGGUGGCAGCAGCAGUGGCGGCAGCAGCAGUGGUGGCAGUGGCACGUGCUACUAUGCAUUGGAGGGCAGCAUAGCCAUAGCAGGGGCAGCGGUGCAGUGGCUGAGGGACAACCUUGGGAUCAUCUCCAGCACCAAGGACGUGGAGGCCCUUGCUGCCUCGGUGCCCCACACGGGGGGAGUCUACUUUGUGCCUGCCUUCAGUGGGCUGUUUGCACCUCGAUGGAGAGAGGACGCGAGGGGAGUGAUAGUGGGUCUGUCCCGCUUCACUACAAGAGCACACAUUGCACGGGCAGUGCUGGAAGCAAUCGCAUGGCAGACUCGGGAGGUGCUAGAUGCAAUGCGGUCUGAUGCGGUGCACUCAGGAGCAGCAGGAGUUGGGAGCGCUGGCAGCAGCAGUGACACCAACAGGGAAGGAAGCGGCGGCAGCAGCGGGGAGGGCAGCAAGGAGCAGUUUGUGUUGAGGGUGGAUGGAGGGGCGUCAGUCAACAACCUGCUCAUGCAGUUGCAGGCUGACUUUCUCGAAUGCCCGGUGCAGCGGCCAGCAGACAUCGAGACAACAGCGCUGGGUGCAGCACUCGCCGCAGGCAUAGGAGUCGGGCUGUGGAGCGAAGACGAGGUUCUUGGGGGGGCGGUUGGUGGGGAUGAGAAAAGUGCAGAGGGGGGGGCACCAGAUGGUGGGAGAGGAGUGGUGUUUCUACCGUUGAUUACGUCGGAAGCAAGGGAGCAGAGGUUUGCGUCGUGGUGCAAAGCGGUGGAGCGGUCGCUUGGACUCUCUGAUCUCGUAUGA
Closterium sp. Naga37s-1 is the source of this 1989-nucleotide messenger RNA. NCBI's taxonomy places the organism in Eukaryota, Viridiplantae, Streptophyta, Zygnematophyceae, Desmidiales, Closteriaceae. The record is from the annotation of a GenBank genome assembly.